AUGGUGGAAGCAGAGGCGAACUCCCCUACGUGGAAGUUCACACAGUGCUUUGGCGACAAAGGUGAUGUGGAAGAUAUCACGGAAGCCGAUAUCAUCUCGACCGUCGAGUUUGACCACACAGGCAAUUAUCUGGCAACAGGAGACAAGGGAGGAAGAGUUGUCCUCUUUGAGCGCAACGAAACUAAGAAAACAUGCGAGUACAAGUUCCACACCGAAUUCCAAUCGCACGAGCCAGAGUUUGACUACCUGAAGUCGCUCGAAAUCGAAGAAAAGAUCAACAAAAUCAAGUGGUGCCGGCGGCAGAAUGCCUCACAUUACCUUUUGUCGACAAACGACAAGACCAUCAAGCUGUGGAAGGUGUUUGAGAAGUCGCUGAAAGUUGUCGCCGAGAACAAUCUCACUCAAGACUUGACGCCCGGUGGUCUCGUGGCCGGUGGCGGCGCCCCGCGGCCCUUACCAUCUGUGCACUUCCGCAACGCGAGCGACCUGAAGCUCCCCCGCCUCACGCACCACGACACCGUUGUCGCCGCCGUUCCGCGCCGGACCUACGCCAAUGCCCAUGCGUACCACAUCAACAGCAUCUCGGUCAACAGCGACGGAGAAACAUUCAUCAGUAGCGACGACCUACGCAUUAACCUCUGGAACCUCAACAUUCAAGACCAGAGCUUCAACAUUGUCGACAUCAAGCCGGCCAACAUGGAGGAGCUGACCGAGGUGAUCACAGCUGCCGAGUUUCACCCACAAAGCUGCAACUGGUUCAUGUAUGCCAGCUCCAAGGGCACCAUCAAAUUGGCGGACAUGCGGGAGAGUGCGCUAUGCGACCAGCACGCCAAGCUGUUCGAACAGGAGGAGGACCCCCAAUCGCGGUCCUUCUUUUCCGAAAUUAUCUCAUCCAUCUCAGAUGUCCGGUUCUCACACGACGGCCGUUACAUUCUGUCCCGCGACUACCUCACCGUCAAGAUCUGGGAUGUGAACAUGGAGCGACAGCCUGUCAAGACGAUCCCUAUCCACGAGCAUCUGCGGCCGAGGCUCUGCGACACGUACGAGAACGAUAGCAUCUUUGACAAGUUUGAGGUGGUCUUUUCGGGCGAUGCCAAGAACGUCAUGACGGGCAGCUACAACAACAACUUCAUGAUCUACCCAACCGACCCUGAGAAGGAGACCGAGGUUGUCCUGCAGGCCGACAAGUCGGCCUUCAAGGCCAAGAAGGUGGGCGUGCCGACGCCGAUCAACUCGUCGACCAGCCCGACGGCCAACGGCAAGAAGAAUGGCUCGCGGUCGGGCAGCCCUACGCCCGGCCAGGGCCAGCGGAUGCGCAAGGAGACCGACGCGGACCAGAUCGAUUUUAACAAGAAGAUCCUACACAUGAGUUGGCAUCCGUUUGAGGACAGUAUCGCUAUCGCCGCCACGAACAACUUAUUUGUCUUCUCCGCAUUGUAG
Molecule: messenger RNA, 1440 nt
Organism: Sporothrix brasiliensis 5110
Lineage: Eukaryota; Fungi; Ascomycota; Sordariomycetes; Ophiostomatales; Ophiostomataceae
Product: protein phosphatase 2 (formerly 2A), regulatory subunit B
Exons: 6
Coding region: 1-1440 (479 amino acids)
Biological process (GO): peptidyl-serine dephosphorylation
Cellular component (GO): protein phosphatase type 2A complex; cytosol
Molecular function (GO): protein phosphatase regulator activity; protein binding
Source: RefSeq, a predicted model, not a curated record